Brassica oleracea var. oleracea is the source of this 2181-nucleotide messenger RNA. RefSeq names its product calcium homeostasis endoplasmic reticulum protein. NCBI's taxonomy places the organism in Eukaryota, Viridiplantae, Streptophyta, Magnoliopsida, Brassicales, Brassicaceae. Gene Ontology annotation, biological process: intracellular calcium ion homeostasis; RNA processing. Gene Ontology annotation, molecular function: RNA binding. The transcript has 4 exons. Bases 106 to 1995 code for a protein of 629 amino acids. The record is from RefSeq and is a predicted model, not a curated record. Gene Ontology annotation, cellular component: perinuclear region of cytoplasm.
UCUGUCAUUCGUUUGUUUUGUUUCGCCUCCUUCGUUCUUCUUCUUCGUCUUCAGCUAAGUUUAGCUUCUUCUGCUCCAUCUUCCCCCAAGCGAUAGAAGAACUAGAUGGAUCGAAGACAGCACGAUUACGCUGCACCUUCUGGGCUGCCUUAUGCUCAGCAGCAAGUUCCAAACUUUCAACAACAACAGCAGCAAUUUGGAUUCCAUCCUCAGCAUCAACAGUAUCCACCACCAAUGAACGCUUCUGGUUUUAUGCCACCUCAUCCUUCUAUGCAGCAACAGUUCCCUUACCAGCAUCCUAUGCAUCAGCAGCACCCUCCUCACCCACAGAUGUUUAAUCAACAGCACCCUCCACAUCAUCACCACCUUCCUCCCCCAUUCCCUGGACCGUUUGAUUCAGCUCCUCCUCCUCCACCUCCAGCUGACCCUGAGCUGCAGAAGCGUAUCGAUAAGCUGGUUGAGUAUUCCGUUAAGAACGGUCCUGAGUUUGAGGCUAUGAUGCGUGAUAGACAGAAGGAUAAUCCUGAUUACGCGUUUCUCUUUGGCGGUGAAGGGCAUGGUUAUUACCGCCAUAAGCAGUUUGUCUCUAUGCAUCAUCCCCCUGGAGGACCUUUUGAUCCUCAGUUUCCGUCACCUUCCAUGCCUAUGAUGCAUCACCCGCCGCCGAAUCCCAUGAUGAGUCCUGGUGCUUUGGGAGUUCAGCCGAUUCGCCAACCUCCUUUCCCACCGUUCCAUGACCACCAGCAGCAUCAUCUUCCGCAGCCUCAUCCGUUUGCGCCGCCACCGCCUCAUGCUCGUCCUGAUUUUGAUCAGUCAGUUCAUGCUUUCAGGGGUCUUUCUGGUCCACUCCCUGCUGAUGUUGCUGUGGAGCUGAAUAGUGUGUUGGCCAACCUUAAUGGCACUAAGGAUUCUAUCAAAAGUGCUAAGAUUUGGUUUAUGCAAAGAUCUCCCUUUGCUCCAGCUUUGGCAGAGGCGCUUAGAGACAGGGUCUUUGCAACGGAUGAUUCUGAGAAGCAGAUGCACAUAGUUUAUCUCGCUAAUGACAUUCUCUUUGACAGUUUGCAGAGGAGGACAAACUUGCACGAGUUUGACAACGAAGCCCUUGCUUUCAGACCUGUUUUGGGUUCCAUGCUGGGAAAGAUUUACCACUGUCCACAUAACAAGGAAGCAAACCAGUCGCGUCUGGAGAACCUGUUGCAGUUCUGGGCUUCUAAGGAGGUUUUUGAUCAAGAUACCAUCUCCUCCCUUGAUAAAGAGAUGAGAAGUGGACCACCUCCAAAUACCUUUUCUCGUUCACCCAUUAUAGCAGCAAACUCAUUGCAGCAUCCAGGAAUGCUGCAACAGCAACAAAGCAGUAAUGUUCCUAGCACAAUGAACUUAGAGCAUCUGGCUAGUAAUCCGGUCGCAGCUCAACAGUUUAUCCCAAAUUCGCUUCCUCCUGGUGCCUUUCCCGGUUCCAUACCCUCAGUUCCACCUCCAACACAACCACCUGCUGGUGAGAAGCAGGCUCCUUAUCCUCUUUUUCCUCCUGGUCUGAUCCCUGGGAUGGUCAGAAAGAUGCAAGUCGGAAGUGGUGUGCCUUACUCCCCACUAAGCCCUCUUGAUAUCCCGACAGUCAUACCACCGUCUGUUACACCUCAGUCUCAAGUACUCGAGAGAGUAUCAAAGUUCUUCAAGGAGAUAGGUGAGGUCAACCCGAGUGAAGGUCCCAUGGGAUCUGAAUCGCAAGACGACUAUGACGAUUACGAGCGGGACAGUCCAGUGCGCAAAGGAGGUGCAUGCAUUCCUCCACCUGCUAAUCUACAGGUUGACCCCGAGACAGGGACAUAUGCGGAUGGAAGCACGGAUAAAAAGAGCACGUCCGGGAGAUUGGGACUUGGAGCAACAGCUGAUCCAAACGAACCAACUCAGUAUGAUGAUGUUUAUACAUCUUACAGGAAACACAGAAGUACGAAUUAUCACACAACCAUGAGUGCAAGAUCUACAGCCAGAUGAGAUUCAGUUCAACUUCUCAUCUUCUUAUGGCUACUCUCUACUUCAGUCUGUUUAGAGUUACGAAAAUAAACCUUCUCGUCUUCUUGUUACUGUGACAAAAAUAUGAUCUUCUCAGCUUUGGAAAAGACUUAUCAACACAUCCAUUUAUUCAGUUAAUUUUUUGCACUAAACCAAACUUGGACAACA